This is a messenger RNA of Leptopilina heterotoma, 3035 nucleotides long. RefSeq names its product protein HIRA homolog (gene Hira). Bases 161 to 2764 code for a protein of 867 amino acids. Gene Ontology annotation, cellular component: nucleus; HIR complex. Gene Ontology annotation, biological process: regulation of DNA-templated transcription; DNA-templated transcription; chromatin remodeling. The record is from RefSeq and is a predicted model, not a curated record. Gene Ontology annotation, molecular function: protein binding; nucleosome binding. NCBI's taxonomy places the organism in Eukaryota, Metazoa, Arthropoda, Insecta, Hymenoptera, Figitidae. The transcript has 11 exons.
UGCACAUGGAUUUGUGACCGGUUUUUCUUAAACAUUUUCUAAUAUAUGUAAAUAAAGUAAUUAAUAUUUUUAUAUACACUAUGUGCAUCGUUCUCUCUAAUUCCGUAAGAUUCAUUGCAAAUUUCUCUCUAUAAGGAAGAUUAAAAAAAUAAGCUCAAAAAUGAGAUUGGUAAAACCAAAUUGGGUUACUCAUGAUGAUAAUCCGAUAUUUUCGAUUGAUAUUCAUCCGGAUGGGAAAAGAUUCGCCACCGGUGGUCAAGGUGCUGAUUCAGGGCGAGUUGUAAUAUGGAAUAUGGAACCAAUAAAAGAUGAAACUGCCGAAAUUGAUCAAAAUAUUCCAAGAAUGUUGUGCCAAAUUGACAAUCACCUUGCUUGCGUAAAUUGUGUGCGAUGGAGCAGCACCGGCCUCUUGGCAUCAGGCGGCGAUGAUAAACUGAUAAUGAUCUGGAGAUUCGCAGGAGCGAGCAUCGGCGGAAGUUCAAUAUUUGGAGGAAAAGCUGGAGUCGAGACGUGGCGAUGCAUCGCAACAUUGAGAGCGCACGAGGGCGAUAUUUUAGAUAUCGCCUGGGCUCCUCACAAUCCAUGGCUGGCGUCCGCCUCAGUUGACAACAGUAUCAUUAUUUGGGACGCUACGAAAUUCCCCUCGAUUGUCGCCGUCCUCAAAGGACACACGGGUCUCGUCAAGGGCGUCACCUGGGACCCAGUGGGAAAGUACAUUGCCUCGCAGUCUGACGAUAAGACGUUACGCGUCUGGCGCACCAACGAUUGGGGUGAGGCCACGUUAAUUUCGGAACCAUUCGACGAGUGCGGUGGGACGACGCACGUUCUCCGCCUCUCAUGGAGCCCCGACGGACAAUAUUUGGUCUCGGCUCACGCAAUGAAUGGCGGUGGACCAACCGCACAGAUUAUCGAGAGGGAUGGAUGGACCACUGAUAAGGAUUUUGUUGGACAUCGAAAAGCCGUCACUUGUGUUAGAUUUAAUAGUAAAAUUCUGCAAACUAAACAACCGGGUUCUUCGAAACCAACGCAGUAUUGUUGCGUGGCAAUGGGAUCCAGGGAUCGAUCUCUCUCCGUCUGGUUGACAUACCUCAAGAGACCAUUGGUUGUAAUUAACGAUUUGUUCAGGAAUUCGGUUUUGGACGCAAGUUGGUCGCCAUGCGGAAUGCGUCUGGCCGCAUGCUCCUGGGAUGGUACGGUUGUUUUCAUUGAAUUCUCCCAAAAGGAAAUUGGACAACCUUUGGACCCCGUAGAACAAAGUAAAGUUCAUGAACGCAUGUACGGAAAACCGUUGAUCCAAGGGGGCGGUUGCACAGUUAUGGAAUCGCCGGAACUACUCAAUCUGAAACCCCCGACUCCGAAGAGUCAGACUCAACCAACUCCAAUGAAUAAUUCGAUACAAACCGCGACCAUCUCGACACCUGUCAAGGCGCCUAUUAAUAAACAAAUCGAGACCCGAACUUCCGACGGGAGACGGAGAAUCACUCCGAUGUUUAUUCCCCCACCAGCCGAUACAACGGACAUCACGACUGGAAUAGGAGUGAGUGCUCCAACAUUCUCGAGCACAUCGCAAACAAAGAGUUCGAUAGUCAUUGAGAAACGUGACGACAUUGUCACUCCGAAUGUGAGUUCAACAGUGAAUGCGGCAACGAAUUCUUCAGGGUCAACUCUGACCCUGAAGCGUCGCGAGCAAACGACACUGAAACCCCAUCAUCAUUCGACUCCACACAAAAAGUUAAAAUUUGCUUCGGAGAGAAGUGGAUCGCAGAUAUUCCUGCCGGCAUUGAAAGCUGCGAGUUCAAUUUCUCAGCAGGCUGGACAUUACGCCGUCACUGUGACGAAUAGUCAGGGCUUGGCUCAUCUGCAAGUAUUCCAUGGAACGGACACCGAACCACUGUGGAAUCUUUAUUUGGGGUACAAUGCAGUUGCUCUAUCGGCCACACCGUCCAUCAUUGCAUUGGGUUUAAUUGACGGUAGUGUUCACACCUUUCAUCCUGUGAAAGGAACGCGGCCCGUUCCACCAUUGGCUCCGCCUGCGCCCUUGGCACGUCUCCACGCUGUUGGCAGUGCGGUGAUGGUGAUAUCGAGUUGUGGAGCCGUGCGAGUUUGGGAAAUUGGAAACGUCUGUCGAUUAAUAGUUUCCACGUCGGCUGAACAUUUAGCGGCUCCAGGAACUUCUUUACUAUCCUGUACAUUGUACAAUGGAAUGCCUCAUCUAGCUUUCACGAAUGCAAGAGCUUACAUUUAUCACAAAGAAAUGGGAACGUGGAUGUUGAUUGGCGAUAGUCAGGACCCGGUUUGGCGUUGGUCGGCAAACAAUGCCUCGAGCACUUCUGGAACUCGCGUUCCCAGAGGACCUCUUUCAGCAUUACAAGAAGGACUUCACAGAACUGCUGGCAGUAGUCUAGCAAAUCCUAGAUUACCUCACAGUGCUCCUUGCGUUGUUUCUUAUUUGGAACAACAAUUAUUGGCUUCAAAGGCACUUGGAAGUGCGACGGAAUAUAUUCAUUGGCUCAUGGCGCUAGUCUCCUUUCUACUCACUCAAGAUGGUUUGGAAAAGCGUCUAAGAAUUAUUCUCGAUGAUCUUAUGGGCCCGAGUCAUACUACAGCUGGCAAAAGUGUCUGGGAACCAUCAGUUCUGGGCAUUAAAAAGCAUAAAAUAUUAGGAGAUGUUCUAGUCGUACUAGGUGGACAUCUCCGUUGGCAGAGACUUUAUUUGGAGUACUGUGAACAAUUGUCAGCUAUAAAACAUUCCGCUAACCCUUAAGUUAAGUUAUUUUCUACAUAGUGUAUAAGAAAAAUUAUAUAUGUACAUUAUAUUACAAUUUUUUUUUUUUUUUUUUGUAAAAGAAUUGUAUUUUGAAGUUUUUUUUUGUUUAAAAGAAACAUGUGAUUUAUACCAAUUUAUAUUUUAUAAAAGAAUUUAGUUACUGAAUUUUCGACAGUAAUAUUGAUCUGUCGCUUCUUAAAGAAGCUGGAUGUCAAAAUAUGCCACAAAAAAAAGGAAUUUUUUGAUAAUAAAAACGAGUUUUCAUAAA